Solanum stenotomum is the source of this 1506-nucleotide messenger RNA. RefSeq names its product probable leucine-rich repeat receptor-like protein kinase At1g35710. The coding region runs from base 1 to 1506 and encodes 501 amino acids. NCBI's taxonomy places the organism in Eukaryota, Viridiplantae, Streptophyta, Magnoliopsida, Solanales, Solanaceae. Gene Ontology annotation, molecular function: protein binding. The transcript has 3 exons. The record is from RefSeq and is a predicted model, not a curated record.
AUGGGAAGAAGUUGCGUUCUUCUCUUUGCUCUUGCGGUUUUCAUUCUGCUAAUUCAUGUCCAUACAUCUUUGUCUACUGUUCCAAAUAUUAGUAAUGAUGAAGCUGCUCUUCUUGCCUUCAAAUCUCACAUUUCUUUUAGUCCUAACAACAUCUUAGCAACCAACUGGUCUUCUUCCACCCCUGUUUGCACCUGGAUUGGAAUCACUUGCAGCUCCCGACACCAUCGAGUCGCAGCUUUAAACAUUUCCAGCAUGCAACUUCAUGGUACCAUUCCUCCACACCUUGGAAACCUCUCAUUUCUCAUUUCCAUUAUAAUCGACAACAACACUUUCCAUGGAGAGUUGCCAAAAGAGUUGGCUUAUUUGCAGAGGUUGAAACUGAUCUCGGUCAGAAGUAAUAACUUUACUGGUGCCAUUCCAACAUUUCUAAGUCUGUUACCAAACCUUCGCAUCGUGCAUCUUUCGAGCAACCAAUUUUUCAGUGAAAUCCCAUCUUCCCUUUCCAAUAUAACACAGCUGCAAGUGUUGGAUUUAUCCAAAAAAUUUCUUGAAGGGGAGAUCCCUCAAGAACUCGGUGAUCUUCAUCACAUGACUUUGUUCAAUCUGGAAAAUAACCAGCUUACUGGCUCUAUACCACCAUCAAUCUUUAACAUUACAACAAUGAAAAAGAUUGGUCUCACCUACAAUAAUCUUACGGGUAAGCUUCCAGCAACUAUAUGUGACCAUCUUCCAAACUUGGAAGAGCUUCACCUCUCAGCCAAUCACAUACAUGGCGUUAUUCCACCAAACAUAGGAAAAUGCAGAAAGCUCCAAAUCUUGUCAUUAUCUAUAAAUGAGCUCACUGGAACUGUACCAAGAGAGAUAGGCAAUUUAACGGCACUUACAAGCUUAUACCUUGGAACUCUGCAUCUGGAAGGAGAGAUUCCAGCAAGCAUUUCUAACAUGUCAGAACUGCAGAACUUAGGAUUUGACAGAAACAGGCUUUCAGGAGAGAUACCAAUGGAACUAGGUUAUCUUCAGAAACUACUGUUUCUGUCAUUAGACACAAAUGAGUUGACUGGUUCUAUCCCUGCAAGCAUUUUCAACAUGUCAGCACUGCAGAUCUUAGGAAUUGCAGAAAACAGGCUUUCAGGUGCUCUACCUUCAGAUUUAGGUCGUGGAAUGCCCAACCUAGACGGAUUCUAUUGUUAUCACAAUUGUUUGAGUGGUUUUCUCCCUGCUUCUAUCUCAAAUUCUUCAAGACUCAGAGUACUUGAACUCUCAUAUAACAGUUUCACAGGCCCAAUUCCUGAAUCAGUUAGUGACUUAGAAUACAUUGAGGUUUUGAACUUAGAGGCGAAUAAUUUUGUCAGCAAUUCAGCAUUGAGCUUCUUGACAUCUUUGGCAAACUGUAGGAAACUGAAAGAAAUCACUUUUGCCGAGAAUCCCUUGGACGGUUUUUGCCUGCCUCCAUUGGAAAUUUCUCUGAUUCUCUGCAAAUUUUCCAAGGAUGGUAUUGUAAACUGA